This is a messenger RNA of Stegodyphus dumicola, 4468 nucleotides long. RefSeq lists its product as uncharacterized. Gene Ontology annotation, biological process: negative regulation of DNA-templated transcription. Gene Ontology annotation, molecular function: metal ion binding; RNA binding. The record is from RefSeq and is a predicted model, not a curated record. Gene Ontology annotation, cellular component: nucleus. NCBI's taxonomy places the organism in Eukaryota, Metazoa, Arthropoda, Arachnida, Araneae, Eresidae.
CCAUUGCUGGAGAAAGACGCAUUCUAUAGUUUGUGUAAUUGUGUACGAAGAAAUUGGAUCUAUGUGGCAUGGUUUAAAAUUUUAUAUUUAGCCAUAACUUCUAGUUAUCUAAAUCCACUACAUUAGACCCAGGGGAAUGGCGUUACAGAGCGAGGUUUCCCCACCUUUGGUAGGGGAUGCAAACAAAGACACAAAGAUUGACGGAGAUACAAAAAGCACUGAUGACAAUGAAUCAUCUCAAAGUACUGAUGAAGAUGUGGAUUUGGAAGAAGGAGAAAUUCUGGAUUCAGGUGCAGAAGAAGAGGAAGAAAAGAAAGAUUUUACUAACAGCUCGUUAAAAGAAGCACUGGAUAAGAGUUGUCUACAAAGUAUAGAGCAGCUAAUUAGUCAGUCCAAAAAUUUGGAUACUUCUCUACCUAAACCUUCUAAGCCAGUUUCUCCUCGAAAACUGCAGAAUAAACUAGCUGCAAAAUAUAUGGAUCAUGAUCAGAUUCUAGAUAAUUCAGAUCAGGAAGAUGGUUGGUAUCCUUCUCCUUCAAAAUACAAGCCAAAAUUUGAAGAAAAACCAAUUGAUUAUCGCAUGGAACUUGCAGCAUACAGAGGAACUCCUCCUAGUUCCCCUGAUCAUAAAAAGAAAGAUGAAAAAAGGAAAAAAAGGUCAUCAAAGAAAUCUAAAAAAACAAGUCGCAAAACUAUUAAGCGGAAGGAUAUAAAAGGCCUGCGCGUCAUGAAAUAUAAAAAAGAGAGUGUCAAGGGUAGAAUAUGUAAAUUUUUCAAGGAAGGAAAAUGUGCUAAGGGAGCUGAUUGUUUAUUUUCUCAUGCAUCUCCUGCAUCUUACAAGAAAAAAGAACUCUGCAAAUUUUACCUGAAUGGACAUUGUAAUAAAGGCAAAGAGUGCUUAUACAUGCAUAGUGAAUUUCCUUGUAAAUUUUAUCAUACUGGAUCAGAAUGCUAUGCAAAGGAAGACUGCAGAUUUUCCCAUGCACCCUUAACUGAUGAAAUGAAGAGAAUCUUGGCUGAUUACUUAAAGCUGCAUCAUGGUGAUGAUGAUCAUGAAGGUAGGAAACGACGUGUCAGCUCUAGCCCAGAACCAAAGGGCUCUGCUCCAAAGCGCCCUUGCUUAUUAGGUUCUCCUCCCAGGCAUAUCAGAGAAGCUGAGGAAACAAAGCGUUGGCAGGAAGAAAUGAAGCUAUUACAGCAGCAAAAUCAUCCCGGAUUUGAAAUACGUAUUAGCCCAAACAGAGAGAGUUCAUCACCACCACAAUGUCCAAAGCCAAAUUUUUACCAGGAAACAUUGCCAAGCACUCCUCCACAAAAGCGCAGAACUGCACCUGAAGCUUCCACUCCAUUAGCUCAUCCAUCAGGUUUUCCUCAAUCUAGUGCCUUUCCUAAAUCUAACAAUUCUGGAAUGUUUAUUGAAGGAUCUCCAAAGAUUUACCAGUAUGAUGAAGAAUAUACUGAAGAAAUGGAUGUUUCUUCAGCUAAGCAAGAUACAUCAAAUGACUUCAGCUGGAAAAAUGUCCAUAAUCUUGUUCACGUACCAGCAGAUCAACAAGAGCUGGAUUUCACAAGUGAUGUAAAGUUUGAUGAGACAACACAGUUUAGCGAAAUGGAGUCUUCCACUGAUUGUCCUCCUGUUUUAUCUCCUGGUCCAAUUGUACCUUCUGCUGUCGAGAAUAAAGAUAAUGAGAGUAAUGAUACUUCAAAUCAAGAAAGUUCUAAAACUGGAGAUGAUGGGAUCUCGGCUGUAGCAACUUCGAAUUCUUCCAGCGAUCCUCCUGCACCUCCAAUAGUAAUACCAAGCCAUUUACCUAGGAAGCAACGAGAACUCUUCAUGCGUAUCCAACAGCAUCAAAAGAAAAAUGCUGUGAUCACAGAAAAUAUUGACAUUUCUAGUAGUCCUUCUACUGCUGAUAUUGCUGAAUCUCAAAUAAAGAAGGAAGAUUCAGAAGUGGAGGAAGAAAAGCCUGAAACAGACAAAACUGAUUCCAAAUGGUAUAGUAGUGAAGAUGAUGAUGAUGAUGCAGAUCAGCCUUUAACAGAUGUGCUGAAAAAACUUCGCCAAACUCCACCACCUGUAGCCAAAGAAACAGAAUCUAAGCCAACUGUUAAUUUAAUGGAGAUGCUGAAUAAAAUACAGAAAAACACUCUGGAAAGAAAUAAAGCUGCAGUUGAUACUAAACCACCUCAAGAUAAUUUUUGGCAAAAUAUCCUAAUGGGAGCUGUUCCAUCAUCUCAGCCACUGAUUCCAGCCUUGUCCACUGUAUCUUCUGAAUCUAAACGACGCACUCUGCUUCCAGAUCCUCAACCUCUACCAGUGCCAGCUGUGAAAAAAGAGCCUGUGGUGCCUAAAGAUCCUCGUCUAAAAAAUCGUGAUCCCCGUACAUUAGCAAAUUCCAAUACUUCCAAUAAUGCAGCUAAUGUUCCCAAGACUACUGCCUCAGAAACGAAUAAUUUAUUGCUCAAUACAACACCAGUGCAGGAUAUGAAAUCUCUUCUUUCUAAAACAACUAGUGUAACAAGUGAACUUCCAAAAGAAAACAUACCUUAUAGACUACAUGGCAUCUAUACUACACCACCUAAUUAUACUCCAUAUAUUCAUGCUAGUCAAUCAAAUCCCAAACUACUUGAUGAUCCCCGCCUUCGAAAGCAUUUAAAUCUUACGCAAAGUAAUGAGAGCUCUUUAAAAAAUACUAAAGAAUUGGAUCCAAUAAAAUCUGAGCCAAAAGAUGUUCCUCCUAUUCCUAAGUCAUUGUUAAAGUAUGAGAAACCAGAUUCCUUGAAUAUAAAUAUUUUUGAAACUAGCUCUCUAAAAUCAUCAAAUGAAGAUGCUCAAGACUGUAAACCACAACCACCUAAUAUGCGAAAGUUAAUAGAUCCCCGUAUCCGCCGACGGGAUUCUCAUAGUAAUUCUGGAUCUGACACUCCCCCGCAUCUUACAAUAGUUGAAACUAGUAGUCCAUUACAGGAAUUCAAAACUGCUCCUGUACUAGAAAAUGCUCUAUUAGAUCCUGUUUUUGAGAAGAAAUGGCUUCCUCCUGUUUUAGAAAAGAACUGGACACCUCCUGUUCUUGAAAAGAAUUUGUAUGAUGUUGUUAUCAAAAAAGAGAUUGAUUCUGACUCAGAAGACAGUCCUGAUCCACCUCGACUAGAAAUAAGCGAGAGUCCAAUUGAAACUAUAUCCAUAUUAUCUAAGAAAGAAGAAACAGUAAAAUCUGAGAAAAUGAUGUCAGAUAGAGACAAAAGUGUUCCACCAUUAGUUUCUCCUCUUAUCGUUAAAAGAGGAAAACCUACACCAGCAAGUCAUCUUCCAAAAGCUAUAGCGGAUCCUCGAAUGGCAAAAUUACAUCAUCCUUUAGACCCUCGAAGACCUCGAGCAGCUUUUACAGAUUCUAACAGCAAGGUAAUUGUUGAGCGUAGAAAAGUAGAAAAUGAAAGGCCUCCAGAUAAAAAUUCUAUCAAUGAAUUAAAGAGCUCAGGUGAUUUAUCCCUUACAAAAAAUGAGGGUAAAGAAACUGUUAAUGCAGCUGAAACUGAUGACAAGCAGAAGACAGUAAAGAAUAUACCAAAAAAGUGUAAACUUCCUGAGAAAAGUGAAGAGAAAAAGAAAACUGUACAUCGUAAUCGAAAAAGUAGCAUGGACUAUGCUUCCCCUCUCAAUUCUUGUGAUGAUACAAACUCUAAUAAAAGUUUGAAUUAUAACAGUUAUAAUCAGCGACCUAAUCAAAGGACAGUUAAACCAAUUACAGAUACAGAAUCACUUACAUCCUCAUCUGCUCCUGAAGUUUCAGAGAACACAAUAAUUUCGGACUAUCUCUUGAGUGAUAAUUCAAACAUCGAAGGUGAUAAUAUCGAUGUAAACUUAAAAGACAUGUUUAAAACAAUUGAUCCUACAGCAUCACCAUUUUGUUAAUUAUAUAUUCCAUGCAAAUCUGUUACCGAUGACCAUGUAUAAAGAUGUACAUAGGUUGAUAAUGGGUAAAACAAAAUAUUUUAUAUUGUUGCCUGUCUAAGAACUUUCUUUAUGUUUUUGGAGAUUUACAGCUUAAAGCUACAACUUUUUGUGAUACACCAAACUUUGUUCCCAAAAAUCGAAAAUACAUGUUGAAGAAUGUUUUCUGAAUUUUAAUGAUUUUUAUAUAAGACUAUACUAUGAAUGUAGGGAAUAAAUCAUUAUUUAUUUUUUAUUAAUUUUCUUAUAGGCAGUGAACAAUGUUUGAUCUUGACCACUUACAAUUUGUUAAUAGCUUCUGUAUCAAUACUCAACAUUCAAUUCUGUAUCUUACUGUAGCUUCUGUAUAUGUAUGUUAACUUUUCCCUUUCUUCUAUGCUUUUAAGUUAUUAAAUCUGGUCACUCUAAACUAAAUUUUAAAUUUAGUUGUAUGCAUAUGUCAAGCAUAAUUAAGAUGUACUUUUUUUUUUUUUUUUUUUUUCUUCUUUUUCUUCUCUCUCUCUCUUUUUUUUUUUU